Molecule: messenger RNA, 1801 nt
Organism: Belonocnema kinseyi
Lineage: Eukaryota; Metazoa; Arthropoda; Insecta; Hymenoptera; Cynipidae
Product: free fatty acid receptor 4-like
Exons: 6
Coding region: 307-1590 (427 amino acids)
Biological process (GO): G protein-coupled receptor signaling pathway
Cellular component (GO): membrane
Molecular function (GO): peptide binding; G protein-coupled receptor activity
Source: RefSeq, a predicted model, not a curated record
AGGAAGCAAAGAAGCAAGGAAGCAACGAGAAUUCACAUUUCCGCAUUUAUUCAUCGAGAGAGACGCGGAUGAUUCGAGAUAAACUUUGCAAGGUGUUGAUAAGAAUAUUUCGAGAUGGACUCUAUUGACUACGAGUCAUAUUUCGCAACUUGUGUUGGGACGUUGAAUAACUGGCAAGACAUCUGGCGUGGAUAGAAGAUGAAUAUUUACCAAAAAACUUUAGAAGGUGAUUUUUUAUAAACUACUUAAACGAUGGACAAGUUUUUCGAGUAACUUGGAUGAAAAACAGAAAAAGACCAAAACUCAAUGAUGAAUACUUCUUACCUUCUGGGGGAAGAUGAAGAUUGGGGUCAACGAUAUUACUUUACUUAUUAUAGUGAGUUCGGUGACAGAAAAGGUGCCAGCGGAAUAGAGGUCUUAGUCCUUGUUGUCACGUUCGUGAUUGCAGUGGCCGCUAAUUUGGGAAUGGCUAUAUGCGUCCUCAGAUACAAGGAAAUGAGAACACCAACUAACUUAUGCUUGGUGAAUCUCGCAGCAGCAGAUUUACUCUUUUCCUUGGGGGUUCCUGCUGUCGCCUACACGAGGCUGACGCAGUCCUGGAAUUUAGGCGAUACAGUCUGCAGAUUGCUUCCCUACUCGCAGUUUGUUUGCGGUUUUGUGCUGCUGUGGACUUUGACGCUAAUAUCGAUGGACAGACAUCGAUGCCUGGCAGUAGCACCUUAUCGAAGUGCUUUGACGAUACCUAGAGUAUUAGCUGCUGGUCUAGCCACUUGGCUAAUUGCUGCCCUAGUUUUUCUACCCGCCGUAUUUUGGUUUAAAACGGUUAACACAUACAGUGCGACGAUAUGCACACUAGUAUUUCCAAGAAGCGAUGUAUUAAAUGUUUCGUUAUGCUUCACAAUCCCUAUAAUUAUAGUAGCCUGUCUGUUACCAAUGGGACUUUUGGUUUAUCAUUAUCAGAGGAUUUUUCAAAGUAUCCUGGAUACCCGAAAUAGAUGGGCUGUACCAUGUGUUGUUCAGGGUCAGGAUGGAUCCGAUAGGAGAGAUUCGGAACUUUCGAUAGUUGGGACCCUCGUUCCCUGGGCAGGAAGAAAAUUAUCCGUCCCAGGUCGUCAAGGACGAGCCGGAAGUCUCUCGCAACACGAGGAAAUUCGGCUGAAUAAACAUCUCCGAGUAGUGAGACUACUUCUCCUAAAUGUUGUCGCUGUCCUCGUGAUGUGGCUUCCAAUUACAGUAGUAAUGUUGCUCAUUUACCUGGACGGCAGGAGACCGAACGAGGACACCCGUUUUUUUCUGAGAUCACACCACUUCAUCUGGGCAGUCGUGAUCGCCCAAUUGAACACCGUCGUCAAUCCUCUGCUGUACGGGGUUUUUUCGGAAAAUAUCCGCUCCUGUUUGGUCAAAUUUUGGCAAAAAGAUCGCCAAGGCACGAGCUGUGAUCGGGGAAGUGGAGGAAUUAGUUCGAGAAAAGGGGUCAAGUCUUUUGAAGCUCUUCAGGGCAGGCUGGGUGGUGCACCUAGGCCGCAAAAGAAAAGCUCCAGCUGCAGUAUUGGCAGCAUCAUCGAGGUUCCUAGUUCAGAAAGGAUGUAAGGAAGAUCUCGAGAAAUAUCUGCAGAUUUUCCUUCAGAGCGAGAAGGAUAUUCGAGACAAUGUAUUUAUUAUCUUGGGAUUGCUAACUUGAUCUGGAAUAUUUCACUAACCGGGGCCUAAAAUAGUUCGAAUUCCGUUAUAUUUGAUUUUUCACAAAAUAGAUACAUUUUUGACCUAAUUAGUUGAAUUUUCAGUCAAGGAGAUUAAUUUU